Molecule: messenger RNA, 1232 nt
Organism: Sesamum indicum (sesame)
Lineage: Eukaryota; Viridiplantae; Streptophyta; Magnoliopsida; Lamiales; Pedaliaceae
Product: dehydrodolichyl diphosphate synthase complex subunit nus1
Cellular component (GO): dehydrodolichyl diphosphate synthase complex; endoplasmic reticulum membrane
Molecular function (GO): ditrans,polycis-polyprenyl diphosphate synthase [(2E,6E)-farnesyl diphosphate specific] activity
Source: RefSeq, a predicted model, not a curated record
CUGUACUACUUCCAAACAAAGCCUAAAAGCAAGUGUGUGAAACUAGAAACUGACAACAGAGACCCUUCUCUCUCUCGCGAGCACAUAAACAUAAUAAAACUGCAAGCAAAGUCAUGCAGUGAGAGUGUUCCUGAAAAACGCAUAAAUUACAGGUUUUUGCGGAAAUUAGAUAUGCUGGAGCUCGACUUCGUUCGUCUCGUCAUGUUCCUCCGCUGGCUCGAAUCAGCAAUUUUGGAUUUAGGGGAUGAAAUGCACAAGUUCUAUGCACGGAUCUGCUCAACUGGUGAUCUUGGGCUUCGCUUGCUCUGGCAUAUUAUCCAUCUGUUUGUGAGCAUUUGGUACUUUGUUGUGGGACUGAUGAAUACACUUGAGAGCUUUCUUAUCUCCAGUGGUUUAUUUAAACGGUAUAGAGAUCUUGAUAUUAGUAAAGUGAAGUACCUGGCAGUUGUUAUAGACAGUGAAGAAGCUCUUCAGACUCUGAAUGUCCUUCAGCUCUUGCGAUGGCUUGCAGCCAUUGGAUUGAGAAAUGUAUGCCUAUACGAUAAAGAAGGAGUCCUGAAGAUAUCCCAAGAAGCCCUCAAAUUAUGGCUGAAGAGUGAAAGAAUGUCAAAUGAAACUACUGGCGGCCCGCUUCUUGACCCGAAGAAUAUAAGUUUGGAAGUGAUUUCCUUCUCUGAUGGGAAACAUGCAGUUACAAAAGCAGCAAAUGUUCUUUUAAAGAAGCACUAUUUGAAUGGCAAUACUGAGAAGCCAAACCUGACAGAGUCAGACAUGGCAGAAGCUCUUGGCAAAAUAGGGCAUGGGGGAGCAGAACCUGAUCUCAUGUUAAUUUAUGGGCCAGCCAGAUGCCAUCUGGGUUUUCCAGCUUGGAGAAUUCGUUACACUGAGAUGGUGCACAUGGGACCACUGAAGUCUAUGAAAUUUGGUGCCCUCAUGAAAGCCAUUCAUAGGUACACUAUGGUGCAUCAGAACUAUGGUACAUGAAGCUGUAUGCUUCAAGUGGCAAAUUCUUGUAAACCCCCGUUCAAGGAUAACAUAUUUAUUGCUGAUAGCAAAACCUCUUAUUGCUACAUGGUGGUUAUGGAUUAUUGGGUUCUCUACCUUUUUGCCAUCGGCUGUUAUACAAAUGCUAUUCAAGAAUAUUAUCAUAUUAUCAUAUAACAUAUAGAUAACCCUCAAUCUCUCUCAUCUAUUCAAUAACUGUACUGAUGUUGCAACUAUCCUUGUGAUCA